CGUGGGAACGCCCGAAUCUGAGAAGCUGUCUGGGGAGACGUGAGAGCGGCAGCUUCCUAUGACCCAACAAAACCAAGCAUCUUCCAACUUCCGGAAUCUCUCUCUCAAAUCAAACGCCAUUACAACUACGCCAAGGUCCAAUAGCAAGAAAGAAAUCUCUCCCCUUCGAGUAGAGGUCGGAUUCAGAGAAUGGCGCCGGUGAGGCGGAACUCCGGCGAUUUCGCCGGUUUCAAAUUGCUCUUUUGCUUAGCGAUUAUCUACGCUCUUAUGUCUACGCUUGUGUACUUCGUCAUUCAUAUGAAGUUCGUCCAGCCCCUCGGCUUGGACGCUCCGCUUGACCGCUUCUCGGAGGCCAGGGCCGUCGAGCACGUCCGAGUUCUCGCCAAAGAGAUCGGUGGUCGCCAGGAAGGGCGUCAAGGUUUACAAGAUGCUGCCAAAUACAUCAAAGCGCAGCUUGAAAUAAUGAAGGAGCGGUCUAGAACUGAUGUUAGGAUUGAGAUUGAGGACACCAUAGUCAAUGGCACCUUCAACAUGAUGUUUUUAGGCUAUAGCAUGUCUCUGGGAUAUAGAAACCAUAUAAAUAUUAUUAUGAGGAUAUCAGCUGUAAGUUCAAGCGACACAGACCCAUCAGUUCUAGUGAAUGGCCAUUUUGAUAGUCCACUGGGUUCUCCAGGCGCUGGUGAUUGUGCUUCAUGUGUUGCAUCCAUGCUGGAAGUUGCAAGGCUUACAGUUGAUUCGGGCUGGGUUCCUCCUCGACCACUUAUAUUUUUGUUUAAUGGUGCGGAAGAACUUUUUAUGUUGGGUUCACAUGGUUUCAUGACAACACACAAAUGGCAUGAUAGAAUUGGAGCUUUCGUAAAUGUUGAAGCAUCUGGAACAGGAGGCCUUGAUGUAAUCUGCCAAUCUGGACCUGGGUCCUGGCCUUCGCUUAUCUAUGCUCAAUCAGCUUUAUACCCUAUGGCAAAUAGCGCAGCUCAGGAUGUUUUUCCUGUUUUUCCUGGAGAUACAGAUUACAGAAUGUUUGCCAAUGAUUAUGGCAAGAUUCCUGGUCUGGAUAUGAUCUUUCUCCUUGGCGGUUAUUUUUAUCACACCUCUUAUGAUACAAUUGAUAGGUUAAUACCUGGAAGUAUCCAAACCCGUGGGGACAAUUUGUUCAGUAUAAUUAAAGCCUUUACCAAUUCUUCUAUGUUACAGAAUACUUUUGAACGAGAAUCUCUUAGAGCUGUUGCUGAUGUAUCCAAUGAUGAACAGGCUGUCUUCUUUGAUUAUUUAUCAUGGUUCUUGAUAUUCUACUCCAGAAGGCAAGCUGUGGUACUUCACAGCAUUCCUGUUUCUAUCUAUCUCUUUAUGCCCUUUUUAUUGCGCUUAACAAAUAUUGGGUUUUCUUGCUGGAUUGCAACAUUCUAUGACUUCAUUAAAGGAACUUUGCUCCACGCUAUCGGAAUCAUACUUGCAAUUGCUCUUCCAAUGAUGUUUUCUGUCUUCAGAUUGCUAUUCUCUGAGCAUUCCAUGAAUUGGUUUGCUCAUCCAUUCUUGGCUUUCAUGAUGUUUAUACCAUGCUCACUUCUCGGUCUUCUGAUCCCAAGGAUUAUUUGGAGAGGCUUUCCUCUAUCUCAAGAUGUUUCAGCUCUUAAAACAUCAAAAGAGGAACUGGCUGUUGAAGCUAGGUUUUGGGGAGCAUAUGGCUUUUAUGCCCUCUUGACUUUUGCUUAUCAUGUAGCUGGUUUGAGUGGAGGUUUCUUGACUCUUUCCGUGUCAGUAUUUAUGCUUCCUGCAUGGAUCUGCUUCUGCCUAUCAUUCAACUCUUUUGGUCAUCAAUCACUCAGUUUCAGGUCAAUAGCAUGUUAUGUGGUUCCUCUAUUACCUUGCCUUUUGUACUCCGUCUACUUUGGUGGAUUUCUUGCACAGUUCUUAAUUGAGAAAAUGGGCAUGAUGGGUUCUCUGCCACCACCUUAUGGGUAUUUCAUUCCUGACAUUGUUGUAGCAGCAGUUGUUGGAGUUGUAACUGGUUGGUGCGUUGGACCUCUUAUACCUGUCCUUGGCAAUUGGUUAGCCAGAUCAUCCAUUAUGCUAUUCUUGUUGCAUCUUACUGUGCUUGCUUUGGCACUGUCAUCGCAAUUCUUUCCCUAUAGCAUUGAUGCUCCUAAAAGGAUUGUUUUCCAGCAUACAAUUUUGACUGCAGAUGCAAGUCGUAUAGAGGAUUCCAGUCAUGAUUUUUCUGUAGUCGAUUCAAACUCUUUACAUUUUGUUUUCAAGCAUGCACCUGAAGUGGCAAAGGAAUUGGGUAUUGAUUUGCACCUAGCUUUGGAAACUGCUAAUUUAUCUCACCAAGAGAAAUGGAUGGUAAUUUACCCAGUGUCUUACUUGUUUUCAAGAAGCUUGAAAUUCCCUGCAAAACAUGAUGAUACCUUGAAACAAUACAAAUACUUCCCCCAUUUGUCAAGUUAUACGCCUCAAAUUAUUUCUGAUCAGGGACCUCGGAAACUAAACCUGGAGUUAUCCUUGGGGUCUUUAAAGGAGGUUUGGGUGGCAGUCCUCAACAUUACUGGCCCUCUAUCUAAUUGGUCACUAGCAAACAAUGUGCUUCCAGCCCCUGAAAGAUUGAAUGGCGGUCCUCCUUCGUAUAUGUGUAGACUUAGUGGAGCAAGCCAGGAUAAUUGGACCUUUUGGUUAGAGGCAAGCAGUUCAGAAGCUAUAAGGAUUGAAGUUGCUGUGUUAGACCAGUAUUUGUGGGAGUCAGCAAGUAAGUUGAAGGGUCUUUUUCCAGAGUGGAUGGAUGUCAUUGCCUAUACGAGUUUUAUGUCAAGUUACGUCUUUUAAUACUCUUCUACAGUUUUCCAUUUUGUAAAGACUAAAGAUUGGGGGAAAAAGAAAAAUAGAAGAAAACUUUUUCGUUUCCUUUUUGUAUUAACCAUUUUGAUGAGAUGGAUACAUGCUUAAUGCUUUUAGUAAUGUUAUUUUGAUAGAAUAAGGUGUAAGAAUUAUAUUGUGCCUUACAUGAUAAUUAAUAAAAAAAUAUAUUUUUAUCUAA
This is a messenger RNA of Diospyros lotus (date-plum), 3031 nucleotides long. RefSeq lists its product as uncharacterized. The coding region runs from base 190 to 2820 and encodes 876 amino acids. NCBI's taxonomy places the organism in Eukaryota, Viridiplantae, Streptophyta, Magnoliopsida, Ericales, Ebenaceae. Gene Ontology annotation, molecular function: metalloexopeptidase activity. The transcript is spliced from 22 exons. Gene Ontology annotation, biological process: proteolysis. The record is from RefSeq and is a predicted model, not a curated record.